UAGACUACCUUGAUAGUCUCUGUUUAGUUAAAUAGGAAAUCCCAAAGAAAUUUAUUGUAAAUUAUAAAGUUUUGUUUAUACCGAGACUGGAAAUUAUGAAGAGUUUAAGAAAACGGUUUGGAAAUCAGAAAGGUAAAAAAUGUGAAUCUUGUGAGACCACCGACGACAUAAAAGCAGUAUCCUGGUGCAGCGACUGCAGGAUUUAUGUAUGUAAAACAUGUUCAAAAUUUCACGAAAGGAUGCGCCAAGCUCAUAAGGUAAUACCAAUGGAAACGAUACAUCAGGUCAGUCCUUCGCUUCUCCAAUUGCCCAAGAACUGCGAACAUCAUCCUGAUAAAAAUAUGGUACUGUUCUGUUGUCAACAUGACGAGAUAAUUUGUGAUUCAUGUCAACUUGAAAUUCAUCAGAAAUGCACGCCUAUCAAUUCAUUGGAAAAAGCUGCCAGUGGAGUUAACGAAGGAACCGCCAUGAUACGCCUUGAGAAAAGGAUGAAUGACCUAAGUAAAAUUUCAAAAACGAUGCUGAAUCAAAAGAAGGAAAAACUCAAAGAUUUGAAGAAAAGUCAAAAUGACUUUAAGCAAAGAGUGUCGGGAACCAAACAAAAAUUAAUUGAUCGCUUGAAUAAGUUAGAAUCAGAAAUAUUUACAGAUAUCGAUUUUAAGUAUGGCCAAUGUUUUGAGACGGUUUCCAUAACUGAAGGUAGCCUUGAAGACUGUUCUUCUUCACUUUCUACAUGGAAGGCCGAUCUCAGUUCACUGAAGCCAAAUACAUCUGAAAUCCAUUUAUUCCAGUCCGUAAAACUUCUAGAGGAGAUAACUAAUGAGAAAGAAUGCGAAAUCAGAAAAAUUGAAAGAGCUGAUGUUCCAACCAUUACGUUUAUGCCUUCAGAACUAGAGUCAAACAUGGAGAAAUUACUUGCAGACUUGGGUACAAUUAGAGUUGAGGAAUUUCCAGUACCAGUACCUGAACUGAACGCCAAUCAUGAAGGCCAAUCCCUUGUUAAUGAUACGGAAAAUUUGCAUUUGAACACCUUGGACUUAAUAUAUUGACAGGACCGUAUACUCGGCAUGAGAACUCGAUAGAAUUAUCGGGUCGUAGUUAAAACAAAAGUUGAUACUGAAACUGAGAUAAAGCAAUAACGUACUCACCAGUAUUGCCAAUGAUCAACGGCUUUGUCGUAUCGAUUCAUAUAUUAUUCAUACAUAUAUUAACAUAUUGUCGUUUCCUAUUAUGUAAAUAAAACAAUAUUCAUUGUAAUUACAUAUUUUGGAAUACAAAAGUUUAUUAAUUGAAUGCAAUAAUAGAAACAUUUAAAUUAAGAUGUCAUACGACUACCUCACCAAGUCACACUAAAAGCAUAUCUGUAACCUUUUUAUUUUGUUGUUUACUUAAACUAGUGAAUGAAUUUACACGAAUGAAACUUUUGCGGUAUGUGAAAUAUAUUUUGACUAUUUUCGGCCCUAUUUCCUUGUGCAUGAAUUUGCAUUACAAUAUCCAAUUAGAUCUGGUAAAUGGUAUGAUUUUCGGAUUUUCUAGAAAGUAGAUUGCUAUUUUUAGCAUAAUGUGACUUCCGGAACGUAAUGUGUCAGAAGAAGAUUUUAAACAUUAGUGGAGAAUUGACAUGUAGAAAAGUAAAAAAGUACAACUCUGGAUAUACAUGGUUCUUAAGUAGUUUAACUUAAGGUAAAAUAUUUAGAGACCUGUGACAAAAAUAGUUGAUUAUAUAGAGACUUUGAAUUGAUUGUGUAACACCUUCAAAAGGAAAUCAUUGCUAAUU
Mytilus californianus (California mussel) is the source of this 1777-nucleotide messenger RNA. RefSeq lists its product as uncharacterized. The transcript is spliced from 2 exons. Gene Ontology annotation, molecular function: zinc ion binding. Bases 96 to 1049 code for a protein of 317 amino acids. NCBI's taxonomy places the organism in Eukaryota, Metazoa, Mollusca, Bivalvia, Mytilida, Mytilidae. The record is from RefSeq and is a predicted model, not a curated record.